This is a messenger RNA of Wyeomyia smithii (pitcher-plant mosquito), 2216 nucleotides long. RefSeq lists its product as uncharacterized. NCBI's taxonomy places the organism in Eukaryota, Metazoa, Arthropoda, Insecta, Diptera, Culicidae. The coding region runs from base 1 to 2148 and encodes 715 amino acids. The transcript is spliced from 3 exons. The record is from RefSeq and is a predicted model, not a curated record.
AUGUCGACUAAUGAGGAACUAUUAGCUCACAUCCAGGCUUUGACAGCCAAUCAAAGCUCUUUGAUCGAAACUAUCAACGCUUUAAAACAAAAAGCAGACGAUCCGUUUGUUCAAUUCAAGACACCGGAUCCAAUAAAAAACUUAACGACAUUCAGCGGUAAUAAGCGCGAAACACAAGCUUGGUUGGAAGACGUGGAAAGCCAGCCAAUUUACCCACAGUUCGUGAGAGCCGUGAAAACAAAAAUUAUCGGAGAAGCGAAGGAAAUUAUUAUCGCCUCCGGGAAUCCAAAUUCAUGGGAAGACAUCAAAGAUGCCCUCCUAAACUCGUACGGCGAUCGUCGCGAUCUGAUAUCGCAUAUACAAUCGCUGUUUUACGCUAAAAAAGACCCGACUAACACAAAGUUCACGUACGCUGAUGAACAGAUAAAAUAUAACAGAGAAGACGUCGAAGUUACCGACGAAUUUCUCAACGCUUAUGAAAGAACUGCUCUUAAGAAUAUUCUAAACCAUUAUUCGGAUAUUAUUUAUGCGGAAGAACAAAAGUUGAGUUUCACCCACAGUAUCAAACAUAAAAUUAGAACCAUAGACGAUAUGUCAAUCCACACUAAGUCUUACCGGUAUCCCCAAAUUUAUGAAGAGGAAGUACAGAAUCAAGUGCAGAAGCUGCUUAGAGAUGGAAUUAUUUCAGAGUCUAUUUCCCCCUAUACAUCGCCAAUUUGGAUCGUACCGAAAAAGGCCGAUGCAUCGGGAACAAAAGAAAUUCGACUGGUUAUCGACUACCGGAAGCUGAAUGAGAAGACAAUCUCAGAUCGCUACCCAAUUCCCGAGAUAACGGAAAUUCUUGAUAAAUUAGGCAAAGCCAUAUAUUUUUCAACUAUCGAUCUAGUCUCCGGAUUUCAUCAGAUCCAGCUGGACGAGAACGAUAGAGAAAAGACGGCAUUUUCAAACAAUGGCGGGAAGUAUGAGUUUACUAGAAUGCCAUUCGGGCUAAAAAUGCGUCCGCAACAUUUCAAAGGAAAAGAAAAGUUCUGUUUUAAGAUUUGUUAUGCGUAUUCCUUUUUAUUUUACUUACAGGUUUUAGCAAUAGCUCGGUAUCAGCGUCAUCGCAUCGCCUCAGCUAUACUUGAAGUCACGUUAUCUGCUCAGCUGACAAUUACUCAUCAUCGGAAUCCUUUCGGCAGUUCUAACUUCAAUCUUGUCAGUCAACCACCUGGUAGCCAAAAAUUGUACACUAAUAGUCCAAUGUCCAAUAUAUUUCAACUGGUCGGGUCUAUUUUAAUAGUUUAUUGUCCAUAUUACAUUUGUAUUUUAUGGACCAAUAUUAUCAAUGCUUUAUGUGGAGAUCAAGGUUUGUAUACAGGAUUAAGUGGAUUUGGGAAGAUUGAGAUGAAGAUACCAAAGAUUAUAUUACAAAUUUCGGUAAUUUUGCUUACUCUAUCUCCAUCAGUAAAUGCCUUUUUUUAUGGAAUUAGGAAUAAAAAUAUUAAAAAAUCAUUUUAUAACAUCUGGCGAAAGCAAAAAUCAAAGUUAGCAAUCCAAUACGAAAUUCAAGCGCGCACUCCAUCCACGUGUGGAUCUAGGAGACCGUCGAUUAGUGGUACAACCUCAUCGCAGCCAUUGUUACAGGAGCAACUUUCAGGAACCUUUCUUGAAAUUAGUAAAACUAAUAUUGAUAAUCCUCAGACAACUUGUAAUGUAAGAUCGGAGUUAUCGUGGUCUUCGAACUGUAGAUCAUCGAGUUAUUCGGUAGUAAACUACUCACCAGAAGACUUAAAAUAUCUAACUGUUGGAACUAGGAACACUAGUGUUCCGAAAUUUGAUCGUUUACCUUCCAAUUUUACACAAUUGUCACAAAAAAUUGGUAGACUAUCAAUGAUAACGUGUCAUCAAAGGCGUAUUGUUAGGCGUUACUCACCGUUUGGAUCCAAACCAAAAAUCACAAUAGUUAAAACAAUCUCAGAAGAGAAACAAAUUUCAUUCGAUCACGAGUAUGCACCAGGUAAUGUUAAAACUGUACAAACCAAAUCUGACACAAAGCCUUCUCAAUUCUCUGAGUUGAAUACAAUUCGCCCAACAUCGUUCAGAAAAUAUUCGUCAUUGCAAGGAAUGAUACUUACCGGUUCGUCUACCCUCGAAAGUGAUGUUUAAAGUGAACAAUACAUAGGAGAUGCUUGCUUGUGAACAAUAUUAAAGUCUAAAAUAUGUAAAUAAAUGUU